This is a messenger RNA of Thyridium curvatum, 1557 nucleotides long. RefSeq lists its product as uncharacterized. Bases 1 to 1557 code for a protein of 518 amino acids. Lineage: Eukaryota; Fungi; Ascomycota; Sordariomycetes; Thyridiales; Thyridiaceae. The record is from RefSeq and is a predicted model, not a curated record. The transcript has 4 exons.
AUGGAACAUGUUUCUGAAACGACUUCGGCCGGUCAACAUGCGGCCGGUCAUCGAGAGCCUCCUCCCCUUCACCAACCCCACCUGACCGACGCCCACCUGCCGAUGCCUAGUCUCCAAGGAGGCAUAGUGCAUCCUGAUUCUAGCUCUGAGCUGCCUAUCAUGCUUUCUGCUGGACCGCCGAAGAUGACGAAGUCGACAUGCUCCAAGAUGACCCUUCCUGCUCGCCACAUGAACGUGCUUAACAACUGCACACCGCCAAGCUUGCUUGCCGACAUUUACAAGCCCUGCAAGCACUGCGCUGCGAUGAACCCGCUCUCCCUGAAGGAGCCAUGUGUUCGCUUCAGUAUCCUACAAUUGAUGUUGCAUCGCCGAGGUGUGUGCUCUGCGCUUUAUUAUCUCCAGACCUGUAUUGCAUGGCCUUGGUCGUUGACUCUAAUUAUAUCUCGUCAAGGAUCCACUCGAGACGACGCCCUCGACAAGUGGCUAGACCACCAGAAGCGCCUCGCUUUUGAACCAGAAUCGAGCCACUCCUUGACUGGCAGUACCGUUCUUGUUGAUAAACCUCACGUAGUGACCAUCACGCAAGAUCGAGGUCUACAGUUCGAUGUUGCGGUGAAACGUUUCCAGCCAGAGAAUGGAGAUGUGACUUACUGGAAAUGGAAAGACGAGAACGGCAUCGAAAAAGAGAUGGAUAUGCCACCAUAUUAUAUCUCCGACAUGUGCCAGGCUACGAACAUUAUGAGGGAGGCCGCAUUCAAGAACCAUGAGACGUACAUCGAUGCACUACUUCGGGAUGCCAACCCCAUCGUGAGGCGGACGUUUGCAGCCGCACUUCAGUGCCAGAGUUCUUCAAAGAGUAUUCUUGUCUCACGCGCCUUGGCAUUCUGGGUAGCCACGCGGUUUAUCGAACAUCCUUGGCGGAUUUGUGGCGGUGCCCUACCCCCUUUUGAGCCUCCCACGCUUCCAUCCUGUCCAUACGCUGGGAUCGUACCAGUCACCCCAAUCAUGGACACACAAAUUGAUCACAUUGCGCUGCGGGAUAUACUGCUGCCCCUGGGCAAGAAGAUCCUUGGCGAACUAGAGGAGAAGAUCAAGACAAAGAAGCGCGAAAACUGGUUUGAGAUCUUUCUCGCGACGUUCAUCAUCAUGAACAACUUUGAGUUCAUUUUUGCCGACAUAGUCGAGUACACGAAGAGACACGGUAUCAAGGAAAACCCAAACGGUCCCCCGUCCUUGAGCCACGGUUUCUACCAAGCUUGCAAGACUAUCCUGGUGUACUUUCAUUUUGCCUGCUCAGGACAAAGCCCCCUAUCUCUGAGACUUGCAGCUCCUCAGGUUUCCCACGAGGUCCUGACACCAGACCAAAUAGCAUAUAUACGAGAUGUUCAGGUAGAGCUCAUGAAGCAGGCCGAGGAAAGAAACGAUUGGAAGUCAGGCUCCAUGUAUGACACUCCGAUGUACUGGUGCUACCAAAUUCUUGACGAUAAUUGGGACUCGACGGUCACUCCCUCGUUGCCCAUUGAUUCAUUCACGGAGGAGGAUUUCCUUACCUCUUGA